UCUCCCUUCCCAGGAGCCAUCAGCUGGUAGCCCACAGGGGUGCGGACAGCAAAGCUGCAGAUCUUUUGCUCCCCAAGAGAAGACCAAGGCGGGGCGCCUUGGUAUGCCUCUCCCAGUGCACAAGGUGGGCCACAAGUUCCUAGACAUGGAACAGACACCGUGAGACUAGAAAUGGACAUCACUGAAUGAACCAUGUUUCCAGAGACUGAUAGUUCCCUACCUCACUGACCUCCCAACUUCAUGUUCUUUCUUUCUCUUAAAAAACCAAAUGAACCUUUUCUUCAAGAUGGUGCCGAAAGCGAAGAAAGAAGCCCCUGCCCCUCCCAAAGCCGAAGCUAAAGCGAAGGCCUUGAAAGCCAAGAAGGCAGUGCUGAAAGGCGUCCACAGCCACAAAAAGAAGAUCCGCACAUCGCCCACCUUUCGGCGGCCCAAGACCCUGCGGCUGCGAAGGCAACCUAAAUACCCCCGGAAGAGCGCGCCCAGGAGGAACAAGCUUGACCACUAUGCCAUCAUCAAAUUCCCCCUGACCACCGAGUCAGCCAUGAAGAAGAUAGAAGACAACAACACACUUGUGUUCAUUGUGGACGUCAAGGCCAACAAGCACCAGAUCAAUCAGGCUGUGAAGAAACUCUAUGACAUCAAUGUGGCCAAAGUCAACACCCUCAUAAGGCCCGACGGAGAGAAGAAGGCUUAUGUUUGGUUGGCUCCUGAAUAUGAUGCUCUGCAUGUUGCCAACAAAAUUGGAAUCAUCUAAACUGAGCCCAGCCAGCUAAUUCUAAAUAUACAUUUUUUCACCAUUAAAAAAAAUUAA
Microtus oregoni (creeping vole) is the source of this 811-nucleotide messenger RNA. Its product is annotated as 60S ribosomal protein L23a-like. Bases 269 to 754 code for a protein of 161 amino acids. The transcript is spliced from 3 exons. NCBI's taxonomy places the organism in Eukaryota, Metazoa, Chordata, Mammalia, Rodentia, Cricetidae. Gene Ontology annotation, molecular function: structural constituent of ribosome. Gene Ontology annotation, cellular component: cytosolic large ribosomal subunit; ribosome. The record is from RefSeq and is a predicted model, not a curated record. Gene Ontology annotation, biological process: translation; ribosomal large subunit assembly.